Molecule: messenger RNA, 829 nt
Organism: Branchiostoma floridae (Florida lancelet)
Lineage: Eukaryota; Metazoa; Chordata; Leptocardii; Amphioxiformes; Branchiostomatidae
Exons: 5
Coding region: 1-486 (161 amino acids)
Cellular component (GO): membrane
Molecular function (GO): signaling receptor activity
Source: RefSeq, a predicted model, not a curated record
AUGGGAAGGUCCUUCAUGUGUGGCAGGGACUUGAAACACUCCUCCUUCUGCCAGGGUUGGAGAAACUUCUACCUGUCUAUAUUUGCCGUUUUCCUGCUUGCAAACGUCAUUUCUAUCUACCGAUAUGCGUUUGAGCCGGAGAGCGACAAGAAGAGGGAGGAAAGGCUUGUACAGGCGGCGUGUGUGGGCUCGUUCCCCUUUAUCUCCAUCUUCCACCUGUUUCUGGUACUGUGUACGGACUGGGACACGCUCCACAUGACGACCUUACUGAGGAUCUUAGUGAAUGCCUACCUCGCCGGUGUAGUCGCCAUGGCGUUUUAUGGUCUUCAUAUUCCGGAAAGAUUCUUCCCAGGGAAACUGUGGUUUGCAGGUUACAGUCAUCACUGGUGGCACCUUGUCGCCACCUUGUACCAGCUGGGCUGGUACUAUGCAUGCUGGGAGUUAGAUGACGUCAUCCAGAGGGAGUCGCCAUGUUUAGAGUCUUAAUAUCAGGGAAAUUUUGAUUAGAAUUUACAGUUAUGAUUAACACGAUAGGUGUGAGGUAUAACGCACAUAUGCACAUCGUUUUUUUAGAAAAUAUAUACCACAAAGUGGAACGUGUUGUUUCUUGUCCUAUCACACAAAAAAGACAAAAGCAAUACGAACGUACAGAGUAUAUUCAAUCCACUGAUAAGCGUACCAAUUGCAUGGACCUCGAUACACUGACAACGCAAUAACCAUCGCUGCACAGCUAAAUAUACAGAAAAUACUAUAUACCACAUUAGGCAAGUAAUAUCUGAGGUACAGGCAUAAAUAUUUAUAUACAUGCCUUCUUAAAUCAUAUCUCAAU